Messenger RNA from Sabethes cyaneus, 701 nucleotides. RefSeq names its product UPF0488 protein CG14286. The coding region runs from base 59 to 676 and encodes 205 amino acids. Lineage: Eukaryota; Metazoa; Arthropoda; Insecta; Diptera; Culicidae. The record is from RefSeq and is a predicted model, not a curated record. The transcript has 2 exons.
UUAUCCUCCUGCUGCUAAAAAAUUUUAAUGUUCUAGUAGAUAGCAGUAGACUAAAAUUAUGCCACCUCCACGAGCUAGACUUCACAAGAGCACCGGUAAGCUAAGUAGCAUCCCGAAGAGACCUAGUAGCCAAGGAAGUAACACUAGCAAUGGUGCUUCCACCGCAAACUCACCGGUUGGACCCGGAACAGAAACUGAUGGCCAAUUUGAGCUAGAGCUGUACUGGUGCAUUCAACAGCUUGAAAAUUCGCUUAGCGCUCCCCAUGUUCGAGAAAACAAUAAAAAAGUGGAGGACACAACUAAACUGAUUAAUACGCUUAAAUCUGCCAAUCAACCGUUGAUUAAGAAGCGGCAGAUUAUGCGAACCACUUUUGGUGACUAUCGCAGUAAAAUGGCCGAGGAAGAGAAAACGAUGGCACUGAAUCCGGAAAGUGUAGGAUUUGACGAACCAAGGAAAAAAAUUCGACAUCAUUUUGUUAGAAAAGCUGCAGUUCUCACUGGCGAUAAGGAUUUCCGGUUCAAUUUUUCAAAUAUUCAGCUGGAUGACGAGCCAAAUAAAAAGGAUACAACUGUAGUUCAAUCUGAUAGCAAGAGUAAUAAAGGCCAAGAACGGAUAGUCAGGCCACUCGAAACUACGGAUAAUUCCUUUAGAUUUAACUUUUCUAUCGAUGGUUAAUUUAUACAUAAUAUAUAUUUUUGAA